GCAUCCCGAACAGUUCUGAAGCGCAUGAAGAUUCUUGGAUCUAAGCAGAUAAUGAAUGUUGUAUUGUUCGAUACAGAGGAAGAAGUUCUAAAACGGAUGAAGAUCCUUGGAUCUAAGCAGAUCAUGAAUGUUGUACUGUUCGACACAGAGGAAGAAGAAUCAGAACUAAAUGCACGUUAUUCGGAUGUCUGCAAUAAUCUCCUACAAGCUAUUGAUAAGAAUUUACCGGGAGCUGAAGAAUCUGAAACGUCUAGCGCGAGUGGAUCAUCUGAAGACGAGAUGGACGAUGAAGAAACUGUACAUGAUAAGAAGACGAUGUAA
Cylicostephanus goldi is the source of this 321-nucleotide messenger RNA. Lineage: Eukaryota; Metazoa; Nematoda; Chromadorea; Rhabditida; Strongylidae. The record is from the annotation of a GenBank genome assembly.